ACUCACUCUCUCUCCUCUCUCUCUCUCUCUUUCUUUCUCUCUCCGUGGAAAAAAAGAAAAAAAGAAAAAGAAAAAAAGACAAAACCUCAAAUCGAUGAAGGAAGCCACUAUUUCCAACAAUUUAUCUUCAAUGGCUUCCAAGCCCUUCGACUCUGACGAGAUUUGAUCCACAAAUUUCAGUUGCAUUUGAGUUUGGCUCUCUCAUUUCCAGUUCCACUUGUCUCUACUCUUUAGGCUGCACUGUUUGGUUGCUGAGGGAAACCAUUUAUUCAGGGAAUUAUGGAUGAAAGCUGCGGCAUACCUGUCGGCUAUUCAGGUUUCAAGUUACUAAAGCCAAGUUUUGACGAAGUCGACAGGCAAUGCUCUAUAGAUAUUUUGCCUCUUAUCUUUGAGGAGGCUUCAUGCCCAAAGUAUCCGUUGGACAGCUCAAAUGCCCAAGAUAUCUAUAACAUUUCAGUGCUGCCCCAGGAGGGCAACAAUCUACAAGGUGCUUCACAAUUAGCUUUCUUAAGCAUUCUUGAGGUUCCUAAUCCACCCAAGGAUCAGAAGUCCAUGGACACAUAUUUGAAUUGCCAGAACUGCAUUGAUUUACAAAUGAACAACGCAGAUACUUAUUCUUCUUGCAUUGUUGAUAUAAAAGUUGAAAAAGAAUCUCUUCAAGCACCUGAAUCCAAUGAUGAAGCUGUUGAAAGUCUGAAAAACGAGAGCGUACUAAUUAACUUGCAGAAGGUGUUGCAGAGACAGUCAAGCCUAAAAUUAGGUCUGAAACUUAUGCAGCUUCUAAUAAACCAUUUCACUUCCAGAGAAAAAACAUUGAGCGACAGAGUUCAUGAAAUUCCAAAUAACCGAUGGAGAAGAUGUAAACGUGCUGCUUCAAUUGACUCGAGGAAAAUCCUCCUCCUAUUCUCAAUCUUGUCAAGUUUUGGGACAUUGAUACUGAUAUAUCUAACAUUGAGAGUGAGGCAGAGUGCAGAAAGUUAUGUUCAUGCCUGAUGGUGUCAACCUUGUUGCCUUAUGGGUUUAUGAUUCUUGCGUCACCUUUGCUUUUUCUGAAGCUGUCUCUUGAAAAUUACUGUUGAAUUUGAACUCUUUAUGAUGUAAAUAUUAAUACCUAUACAUUAUCUAGAGUUUGACUGAGAUUGUUGAUGUAUUUGUCUGUGCUUGUUAUUUUGCUGUUUAUUUCCCCUUACCUAAAAUUUGAGCUUCCUGGAGCUGUAUUCAAGAAAUGUAGACCUUCAUGAUGUAAAUAUUCAUACCCAUUCUUGUCUCUCUGUAAA
This is a messenger RNA of Ziziphus jujuba (common jujube), 1277 nucleotides long. RefSeq lists its product as uncharacterized. The transcript is spliced from 8 exons. The coding region runs from base 280 to 993 and encodes 237 amino acids. The record is from RefSeq and is a predicted model, not a curated record. Lineage: Eukaryota; Viridiplantae; Streptophyta; Magnoliopsida; Rosales; Rhamnaceae.